Messenger RNA from Diversispora eburnea, 1638 nucleotides. The record is from the annotation of a GenBank genome assembly. Lineage: Eukaryota; Fungi; Glomeromycota; Glomeromycetes; Diversisporales; Diversisporaceae.
AUGGCAAACACGCAAUCCAAAGUUGAUACAUUAGAAGAACAGAAUUCCAAACUUAUAGCUGAGAUUGCCAAGCUUAGAAAGAAGAAUGCGAAGCUGAAACAGAUUAUUAAGGAGAAUGAAAAGCGCGAUGUUAGAGUCGAGGAAUUAGAGCAAAAGAAUAUAGAGCUUGAGACUAGGCUCGCUAUAUUAGAACAGGGAAAAGAAGAAAAAAGUAUUUCUACGGAAGAUGUUUUGUACUCUCCAGUAAAAUCUAACGAUACUCUCAAACAGAUAGUGCUACAAUAUGGUGAGUCAAAGACUUGUGGCUAUACUACUGAUACCCCGGUAUCUGAUAUAACUGAUGACACUUUAAAUUCUAAUGACACCUCUGAACAGGCAGUCUUGCAAAAUAAGGAUGCUCCGACAUCUGAUAUAUUCAAUAAUGUUUCAAAUUCUGACGAAUAUCAGUCUCAAGUCUCUAAUUCAUCUUUGACUAUACCACCUAUAUGUAAGUUAUUACAGAGUAAUGAAGUUUUCACUUCUCAAGUCCAAAACUUAUAUUCGGAUAGCUCACCAAAAUCUCAUGAUGAAUUACACGUCAAACAAAUUUCGGAAUCGCAAUCUAUUCCUAACACUUUUAAUUUAUCUGAAGAAUCCUCAGAACAAAAUACGGACUUACAGAAAACAAAAAUUCCUGAAAUAAACAUACAGCCUUUGAUAGAAGAAUUAAGAAUAGAACCUUUAACGGAAGAUACCGUUAAAGUUGUUAAUGUGGAAGAAAUUACGAGCUGGUACCAAUAUAGAAAACAUUUUGAAAAAAGACUUGAUGAUAUCUUAUCCGAAAACCAAAGAAAUGAUAAGAGAGCCUAUAAUUUAGUAAAUAAAAUUCGUUUAAGCUUAUAUAGAGCAUAUACAGAAGAGACUGGACUCAAUCACUGGAUAAAGUCUGAAACUCCCGAAUCCCCACAAAUCGAAAAGACCGAUAAUCACCUUUCACAGGACUGUAUUAUCAAAAUUUCCAAGUUUCCGGAAGAGAAAGGUAUAAUCCAUGAUGCAUUACAUAAACGUUUCCCUUUCUUGUCCUACACUAAAUCAAAUACAUGGUAUCGAGAUGUUUUUAAAUAUACCAAUUCAGAAGCUAAAUGUCCGAUAUGCGAUGAAGUACACACACGUUUAGGUAUAUGGGAUGACUGGAGCUGUCUAGGUACAAAUGAUCACUAUUUUCUUAAUUGCCCUUUUCGCAUCGAUCAGAAGAAAGUUAUAAUUGCUAUACAGUCACCGGAAACUCAAGUAAGAGUGCCAAACAAAAUCAGUAACUCACCAAUUCAUCCAAACAAAACCCGCCUUUAUCAAUAUGCCAUCGAACAUAAAAUGGAUCCCGAGAAAUUUUCAGUUAUUACUGAGGCUGAGAAAAAUAGAUGGGCCAUGGGAUGCUUCCGUGCUGACUUGAAAAGAGAUAUACGCCUUUAUCGUGGAGGAAUAAAAAGGAACGAAGAUACCAGAAAAUAUCAUAAAUUUUUAACAGAUCGGGAUAGGCUAGUCGGUGAAGAGUUAUUACGUCGCGGUAUACUAAAGAGCGGUUUAAGUACUACACGGCUUGAUGAGCUUAUGAAAGAAUGGGAAAAGAUCCAUACUCAAUUCAUACAAAUUUUUGGUUAG